This is a messenger RNA of Sphenostylis stenocarpa, 558 nucleotides long. NCBI's taxonomy places the organism in Eukaryota, Viridiplantae, Streptophyta, Magnoliopsida, Fabales, Fabaceae. The record is from the annotation of a GenBank genome assembly.
AUGGCUGCCGCCGGUGAUGUUUUCAGGCAGGGCUUGCCGGAAGUGGGUGCCGGGAAGCUGCAUGUGCUUGCUGUUGAUGACAGCCACGUGGACCGCAAGGUCAUUGAACGGUUGCUCAAAAUCUCGUCUUGCAAAGUGACGGUGGUGGAAAGUGGAAGCCGCGCUCUGCAGUAUCUGGGAUUGGAUGGAGAGAAAAGCUCUAUUGGUUUUGAUACGGUCAAGGUUAAUUUGAUAAUGACAGAUUACUCCAUGCCGGGGAUGACAGGAUAUGAACUGCUCAAGAAGAUAAAGGAAUCAUCUGUUUUUAGAGAGGUUCCAGUGGUGGUUAUGUCGUCUGAGAAUAUAUUGACCCGAAUUGAUAGUUGUUUGGAGGAGGGAGCAGAAGAGUUUCUGUUGAAACCUGUGAAGUUGUCAGAUGUAAAACGCGUGACAGAUUUCAUCAUGAGAGGUGAAGGGAAGAAAGGAGUAGAAAAAUCUCACAAGAGAAGAAGAUCAGAUGAUUGCACCCCUCCAUCACCUUCUGCAUUGCACUCAAAGAAGUCCAGAUUGAGCAUAUAG